This is a messenger RNA of Onthophagus taurus, 5811 nucleotides long. RefSeq names its product receptor-type tyrosine-protein phosphatase S-like. Lineage: Eukaryota; Metazoa; Arthropoda; Insecta; Coleoptera; Scarabaeidae. The record is from RefSeq and is a predicted model, not a curated record. Gene Ontology annotation, biological process: motor neuron axon guidance; protein dephosphorylation. Gene Ontology annotation, molecular function: protein binding; protein tyrosine phosphatase activity.
GAGAUAAAUAAGUUGAACGUGUCGCUAUAAAGUUAUUGUUAUAAUACUAUUAAAUUUAUUGGUAGUUUAAUAUAAAUUUUAGUGAUAGGUCAAUUUUAAAAAAUUUUGGAGAUGUUUCGAUUAAUUGUUUUUUUAAAACUUUUGAAUGUAAUUAUAGGAAAUAUAGUUCUAUUUGACAACUACUACAAUACAAAUUAUUGUGUUGAUACAAAUCAAACAAUAGAGUCUGCAUUAGUGUGGAUGAAAAGUGAUACACAAUUUUAUUCUACAUAUCAAAAAAACUAUGUAUGUCGAAUUGAUAAUGAAGAAGAGUGUAUAAGAAAUAAUGUACUAUCAGGUGCUGUUUUAAGAAAUUCUUUAAAUUAUGCUACUGGGUAUUUACUUGAUAAUCGUUGGAAUGAUUUAAAACAACUUCGAACAUAUAAAGGUACCACGCAUAAUUUUUUAAAUAUUACGUCAGAUACUUUCUCGUUUUCUUUUUCACUUCGUAUUCCUGAUAACGGUUAUCUUUAUAUUUGUGACGAUAAUUUACCAUGGGAAGCAAAUAACUGUUAUUUUUUCGUUCUUAACGGUUGGAGUAAUAAUACUCUUGCAAUAAGACGAUGCUAUAAAAAAGAAAUAAAGCCACAUAUUAAUGAUUAUCCCUCAAAUAGAUGUCGUCCCAUUCGAGAGCAAUACAGCCAAAAGGGUAUAGUUUCAAAAUCGGAAUGGAACCACUUUAAAAUUGAUGUAGUAAAAGAUACCGUUUCGUUAUAUCACUAUAAAAGGUUACAACCAUUAUUCACAUUUAUCGAUAAUGAUCCUUUUAUACCAACAAAUGUAAUCAUUCGAAGUAAAGAAGAAGGUUUUUGGAAACUUCACAAUUAUAAUUUCCUUACUAUAAAAGAUAGAAGUAUUUGGAAAGGUAUUAAAGUAUCCUCAAUAUGUUUAAAAGUUUAUGUGAAACCAUGCUUGAAUUGUAAUGUUCAUUUAGCUAUAACAGAUAGAUAUGAUGCAGUUCUAGCACAAAAACUUCUAUUGCAGGAGAAUGAUUGGCAAUCAGUAAUAUUAUCUUCAAAUAAAUCUGUUUAUGGUAGUGAAAUAAAUUUGUUGAUAUCCGUUGGAAACAUUAGUAAUGAACAUACUUUAAUUGGAGACAUUCUGGAGUGUUCCUCAUCAAAUUAUAUUAAUUACAUAGAGAGGUAUAACAAUGAGGCUUGUUGUCAUUCAAUAAAAUCUGGUAGCAAAAUAUGUAGAGAUAAUAUAACGCCAGCAGAUAGAAUUAUUUCAAAUCAAGAUGCAUGUCCUUCAAACACGUUUGGAAAUACUUGCCUUUCUUGUAAUAUUUUCAAUAAUUGUCGAAGAUAUGGCAAAUAUUAUGAAAUAACAUCUCAAAAUUACGUGCAAUAUAGUUGCUAUGAUGGAUAUACAGAUUAUGAUUGUAGUAUAGCUUGUAAACAGGGGUAUUACGGAAGAAGAUGCCAAGAAAAAUGUCACCCGUUUUGUCCCAAUUGUGACAAUGUAUCCGGUUUAUGUACAAGUUGUGUUUCAUCGAGUUUAACCCCAGAAUCUAAUUGUACUGUGUCUUUAUAUCCUGUAUUAAAAAAUGCGCCGGAAGUAAAAUUUGUUGGGAAUACGAAUGUAACUAUACGAAUUGAUUUUAAUUACACUGGUUCUCAGCCAGCUACCAAGUAUAAUAUUUAUUUAAAAGAUGUUAACGAAAUUUCAUGGAAACAUAUUGCUACCGAAAAUUCAAUACCAAAAGAAAAUAUUGACUGGUUUCAUGAUAAACUCUUACCAAAUCGAACUUACCAAUUAAAAAUAAAAUUGUUUACCUAUUAUGGGUAUACUGAGGAUAAUGAUACAUUAUUGAAAAUAAUCUCAUUUACAACGACAUGUAAAGUACUUUCAAAGAACGAUAUAAAUAUUACUCUUAGAGGAGCAUCUGCGGAUAUCAUUAUAGAAAGAAGCUCAGAGUUAUGCCCGCUUGAUGGUGCAAUGAUAAGGUGUGGUGGUUAUGAAUUACCGCUAACAAAUGAAUAUUGCACUUUAGACCCAUGUAGUAAUUCCAGCAUAGAAAUAAUGUCUAAAAAUGGCAAUGUUUUGUACAGUUAUAUGGUUCAAACAGGAGAAAAUCACCAAAUCAUACAAUGUCUAACAACGUCCGAAACGGAUACAACCAGUACUAUCAAGUGGAUAAAUAAUUCGGAUAUAACAACGUACAUAGUGCAAUAUAAUCUUAUCGGAUCUAUAUAUAAAGAAUGUAUAAAUAUAAAUCCACCGGAAACACAACAAAUUACAACUAAUAUGCCGGAAAUUACAUUAGUAAAUUUAAGACCAUAUUCAACAUACGAACUUUCCAUUAUAUCUUUCAAUUCUAAAGAUACAUUGCGAAAAAAAGUAAUCGAUACAAAACCAAUACAAUACAUUAGUCCUAAUGAACUGUCUGAUUUAUCAUUUAAUCAAAUAAACAGAGAUCUUAGAAUAAUAUCAAGAAUUAAUUGUAAUUACAUAAAGGGCCCUUUACAUGUGUUUAUUAAAAUUCAAUGUGUAAGUGAAUGGUGUUAUAAUAAAACAAACAAACUUGAAGGAAUUCAUGAUGAGAACAAUAUUGAUUUAAAUUUUAUAUUUACUGUGGAUGGAUUGACAAAAUACAAUGUGUUGAGAACGAUUAAAAGAGGCAAUUUCGAAAAUGUAACGCAUUAUGAUCAUAUUACAAACGGAACAGCCCCAGGACCUGUCUUAAAUUUAGAUAUAUACAGCAAAACCGAAAAUAGUUUAUAUUUGAGAUGUAAACCACCAAAUCCACCAAUGGGAAAAUUGCAUCAUUACGAAAUCACCUCCUAUAGAAGUUAUGCAUAUAAAUACACCACGGUUUUAAAUUACAAUAUAUUGCCUUGUACACUAUGGAAUAACUAUCACUGCAUUGAAUUAAAUGAACUAUCUGAAAACAAGUAUUACGACAUAAAAGUAAUUCCUGUAAAUGAACCAAACCUUCAAGGCGAUUCAACAGUAAUUAUAGGAAUAACUACACAAGAAAAACCAGAAAAUCCUCAAUUUGUUUCAUUAAUCUGGGAUGAAAAUAAUCUUCUUCGUAUCGAAUUUCCACAUCCAAAUAAAACAAACGGACAGCUUGAAGGAUUUUCUGUAUAUGUGAAUAGUAACAAAAUGGGUAGUAAAAAUAUUAAAAACAUGGAGGAACGGUUCUAUUCAUACGAGUUAAAAGAUUUACCACCAGCCAAAAAUUUAACAAUUACUGUUAAAGUGUUUAAUGGAAGAAGUGGCUCAGAUGGCACUACAAAUUUUACAACCACCCCUCCUCCUAUGCCACAUUUAAAUACGAAACAAGUUGUUAUAGAACCUAACUUAACAAAUGUUACUAUACGUUUACCCAGAAUUGAUAAACAUGAAAAUGUAUUAUGUUUUAUGGCAAUAAUCGUAACAAAACUUGCAUCAUCUCGACAUCGUUCCUUCGAUAACUUCGAGAAAGAGGAUCAACAAAUUUUGAAUGAAAUCGGAAUUUCUCAGGAUUCUUUCAGUUGGGUUGCAUGGAAAAAAUAUAUUUCGGAAAUAGAUGAUGUUAAUUUAAUCAUAAUAGGAGAUGAUACAACGAAUAGAGCACUUCUUCCAAAUACGGAGUAUAACAUUACCAUUUAUAUUAAUAAUAUAUUUUACGACAAAAGUACUUUUUUCGCCUCAUCAUUUGUAACUAAAACAUUAAAUUAUCAUGAAUCGGGGUCAAACUUACUUCUACUUCUUAUACUUUUACUAUUACCGUUAUUAGCUAUCGCUUUCUUUCUAUUUUUGAGAUCUAAAGGUAUACGUUUAAAUAUGCCACUAAUAAACAAUUUUAGAAGACAAAAUGUAUCUACCAAUAAUAAUUCAAGUUCGCGCUCUGAUGCCCAACUUUUAGUACCCAUUAAAUUAAAACCUAAACCAAUGAUUUACCAAAAUAUGGAGGAUAUUUUAGAAGAAAAUAAGUUUUCAAAGCCAGUUCGAAUUCCAGAUUUAGAAAAUUAUAUAAAAGAAUCUUUAAAUAACGGGGAGUUUGAAAGACAACACGCGCUAUUCCCCAGAGGUCAAACAAAACCAUGGGAUUUCGGUACAAAACCCGAAAAUAAAUCCAAAAAUCGUUAUGUUAAUCUCGCUGCUUAUGAUCAUUCCAGAGUGCGAUUAAAAAUUAUUAAUUCAGAUGAAAAUUCUGAAUACAUAAAUGCUAAUUACAUUGAUGGGUAUAAUUGUGAAAAAGCUUUUAUAGCUACCCAAGGUCCAAAAGUCAACACAUUAAACGACUUUUGGAGAAUGAUUUGGCAAGAACAAGUUGAAUUUAUCGUUAUGAUAGCAAAUCUUAUCGAAGGUGGAAAGAAAAAAGUCGCGAAAUAUUGGCCCGAAAUAAACGAAAAUUUAAGUUUUGAAAAUAUUUCGGUUAAAUAUGUCGCUUCUACGGUUUUUGCUAAUCACGAGGAGAGAAUUUUUAAAGUUCAAUUACAAGGGGAACACAGAAUGAUCAAACAAUUUCAUUUUACUUCUUGGCCAGAUCACGGUGUUCCGAUGUAUGCACAAAGUUUAGCGCCGUUCUUAAAAAAGAUUUUAGCACUUCCCCAAGAAACAGCGCCAAUCGUUGUUCAUUGCAGUGCUGGUGUCGGUCGUACUGGCACGCUUAUUUUGGCAGAUAUUUGUUUAAGAAUGGCUGCAAAACAAGGUUAUGUGGACGUAUUAUAUCAUCAAUACAAAUUACGGGAGCAGCGGCCGAAUAUGGUGGAUAACGUUGAACAAUACAAAUUGGUUCAUCUUCUUUUAUUGCAUUCUUUAAUCGCUCCGGAAACUGGAAUCGUUUGUACAGAAAACAUGAAUAUAGUAGUUGAGGAAGUUUUAGCGUCGAAAGAAGUUAUGGAGCAAAUGAAAUAUUUAGAGGAUAGUAGUUGGCAAGAAGAAGCAAUGCAUACAACUGCCACAAAAGUUACUCUUCCGAUUGUUAAUGAAAAAAAUCGAUUUAUGAAUAUUAUACCAGAUGAAUAUUCAAGAAUAAUUUUAACAGCUUAUCCAUCAACUGAUGAAUCAUCUAUGUAUAUCAAUGCAGUAACCGUAAACGGUUUUCAAGCCAAAGGAAAGUUUAUUGUUACACAAUAUCCAUUAAAAAACACCGUUGGGGAUUUUUGGAGGCUUAUAUUAGAACAAGAAUUAACUAUGAUUGUUUGUUUAAACGAAUUAUGUUUAAAUGAUGACAUUUCAGCAGUUUUUUUCCCAACAAAACCUAACGAGACUUUAACUCCCGUUCCAUUUUUAAACAUUAAUUUCGUCUCAGUAAAUGACACCGACAUUUUACAUAUUUACACUUUAAAUUUAGUUAAUUUAAAAAAUAAGGGAACCCCUCAAAAAAUUACCUUAAUCCAUCUCAAAAAGUGGACUUAUCAACAAGUAUGUCCAGAUAGUCCAACACUUUUGGUAUCUCUUUUUGAGGAAAUGAACCGUUAUGGAAAACAAGCGGAUCAAAUCUUAAUCAGUUGCUAUGAUGGUGUAAGAUCGUGUGGAUUAUAUACCGCGUUAUGUUUUCUUAUUGAUAAAAUGAAACUCGAACAAAUUUGUGAUGUUUGUCUUGCUGUGAGGACUGUAAGAUACAGUAGAAAAGAAUUUGUUCGCGAACUGGAACAAUUCCGAUUUUUGUAUUUGUGUGGGUUGGAGUAUGUAAAAAGAUUUGAAAUGUAUUCAAAUUUUAGAUUAUAAUUUAUUUCUGGGUUAUAAUUAAUAUAGGUUAAGAUAGAUUGAAAUAUGCAUAUAUAUAUUUUUGUACAAGCCUUCUUGAAAAUCAAAAAUAAAAAUUAAAUAAACUUA